AUGACGCCAGCGACACCGCCAAGGUCAAGAAAUAGAAGGUCCGCAAGAGCUGGAACGAAUUCUAAAGGGUUCAUCUCGCCGACAACUCCUCAUCGACUCGAAGAAUUCGAAAAUCUGUUGACUCCUGCCACGUCAACGAGGCACAAGCCUGUCGUUUUGGAGAAGCUUCGAUCGCCAAUUCGCGGGCUUAAAACUCCAGAAUACACGCCUGCAAAGCUUCCGUCAAAAAGGCGACUUGAUGCGGCAAAAGGAGAAGACGGGUUUGGAAGCGUCAGCCGCGUCUUGUUCCCAACUCAAAAUUCAAGCACAACUCCACAACUCACUUCAUCGACAGAAUCGGGCACGAACCGCGAUUCUGCCCCUCAGCUUCUGCUGGCAGAGGCUCCUGCUCUGCAUUACUCGAAAUGCACCGGUUUAGAAGUAUCCUCGGUUUUGGAGAAACAGCAAGACACAAAAGACGUUCAUUCUACAAUUAAAAUAAGCAAACAAACUCCAGGAACACCAAGCGACAAAAUUGUCACGUUCGAAAUGGCCAACGACUGGAACAAUAACUCAGGAUCGCGUUUUUCUUCUGAUGAAGAGGGAGAAGAAGUAGAUCAUCAAAUUAGGAAAACACAGUUGGAAAAUCCUUUCGAAUCUAACGAUUAUGCGGACCGUGAGACAAGAAGUCGGCGGCAAAAAGCACUGCUAGCAAGUGAUCCCCAGCUAAAAGAUAAAAUCACUUGUAGGGAUCGCUUAGGAAAUAUAGUCAAAGAACGGCGUUUAACUAAAGAGGAGCAGGAACAAUUUAAGCCAAAGGCUCUGUUUACAAAGGAAUUGGAACGGAGAGGAAACAAAGACGAGUAA
Messenger RNA from Lachancea mirantina, 846 nucleotides. The record is from the annotation of a GenBank genome assembly. NCBI's taxonomy places the organism in Eukaryota, Fungi, Ascomycota, Saccharomycetes, Saccharomycetales, Saccharomycetaceae.